CUAAUCAGAGAGUGUGUUAUACGUUUUUUGCUAGAACAGAUGAGGUUCGCGCCAUUUGCCAUGGCAGUGGUCGAGUCUGCACCAGUGAAAGCUUGAAGUUCUGAUUAAUCAGCAACACAAAAGUUGAAACAAAGCAUUCAAAUCCGUGUUUCAAUCAUGGAAAUGGAUUCCAGCGAUGAAAAUGAAUUAGGCCUAUUUGGAGAUGGGUUUGGAGGAAGUAGCCCUGGCCCAUUAGAAGAAUCUAGUCCGUCUGAAAACCAGGAUAAAAUAUGCAAUAUAUGCAGCGAAAAGUACUCCAGUCCACGUGUGUUGUCUUGUCUGCAUGUCUUCUGUGAAUCUUGCCUGGAGAAGAUGCUUAUGGAUGGAACAGGAGAAUCUGGGAAAAGAGACAACAUAAUUAAAUGCCCAAAUUGCAAACAGGAGACAAAGGUGGGUAGUAAGGGAGCCGGUUCCCUGCCUUGUGAUCAUGUCCUCGUCAAUAUUCUGGAUAUGUCAGCCAUUGAGAGUAUGGCGGUUUUGUGCACUAGUUGCAAGGCCAAGGAGAAAGCUGUAGCUCGAUGCUCUGAUUGUGCCAAUUUCCUGUGUCCUAACUGCAACACGGCACACCAGUUCAUGCGUUGUUUUGAAAAUCACCAUGUUUUAGCUUUUGAAGAAUUGAGGAACUCCCAUGAAGUAAUUCCAAUUCAUAAGCCAAUCUUUUGUGAGAACCAUCCUGCAGAAAAUAUGAAGUUCUUCUGUCUUUCUUGCCAGGUACCGGUGUGCAAUGAUUGUCUGCUGAAAGAGCAUAAAGCUCCAGAACACCUGUACGAGCGUUUGUCUGAAGCAGAAGAUCGUCAGCGUGAAGAACUUCAGAGUCUGAUGACUGAAAGCAAGUCUAAGGUGGAAUUUUGUGAGGAUGCAUCAAGCCAUCUAGCAAAUGCUCUCAGCGAGUUGCAGGUUCAACAUGAUUGUGCUAAAGAUCUGAUCCAGGAAACAUUCCAAAGCUACAAAGCAGUCCUGGAAAAAUGUAGGGAUAAGACUUUAGAGGAUUUGCAGAAGUUGCACUCCAAACGAGAACUGAAAAUAAUGGAUACAUUUCAUAGUGUUGAAAAAACUAUGGAAAAAAUUAAUGAUGCGUGUAAAUUUACGUCACGGCUUUUGGAAUAUGGGAACACUGUUGAAGUCUUGUCCCUCAAAGGAGUGGUUGGGGCCCAGUUGCUGCAUUUGAUUAAUAAUACACCUAAGCCUGAGGUGAACACAUCUAUUGAGUUUGAAACAGACAUAAUUAAAUUUGAGGCUGCUGUCAAGGCAACGUUUGGAACAUUUCAUACAGAUACAGUAUCGACGCCUAAAGAAACGACACCAUCACCAACCUUGCCAGGAGUUCAGCCACUCAAUCUAAGUGGUAUUCUUAGUGCUGCAGGAAUAGGCAUUGCAAAUGGUUGUCCUAGCACUGUUACAAGUACCAGCAGCCCAGUUUCUCUUCCAGCAUCAAUGCAAUCCUCAUUUGAAGGCGAGCUUGCGUCUGGAGUUGGCCCUGCUUUUUCUCUUCCUCCAGGUGUGAUAGGACCAACAGAAGUUCCUCCAGUUCAACCAACCCUGCCCCCUACAUCUCUUCAUGGUUUAACUAGCAUUCAAGAGUAUAAUCUUCAACAGUUGGCAAGUCUUGCAGAAAAGGAAGCAGCAAGCUCUCCAGUUGUUGGAGUACCACCUUCGCAUCCUGCCCCGAGUUCAAACCCAAGUCCGACUCCUUCCUUCACACUGGCUGAUCUUUUCUCUGGGGACAUCAGCUCAACAAGCAAUGCACUCAACAAUCUGCAGGCCCUGGCAAAAUUGGGCAGUGUAUCGCUCAACAAUCAAGGUCAGAUUGUGGUGAAUGGUGGUCAGACUGUGAAUUUAGUGGACCCCCUACCUCAUGGUGCAUCACCACAGACUGGGGCUGGUCAUACUGUUCAUAGUUCCAACCCCACCCCUCCACCUAGCCAGGCUCUGCCCCCGACCCUUGCAGCUCUCCUUAAUGAUCUGGCUAAUGGGUCCUUGAAUGGAGGCCCACCUGGGGGAGGCAGCCUGGUGUUGGGACGUGAUCCUUCACCAAGCCUGGAGAUUAAUACAUCAAUGACACCACUGAAUGGAGCAAGCUUUCAGUCUCUGUCAGGCUCUCCCUCACCUAUACUUUCACAGCCAGAUGAAUUGCUAGGGGACAAUCUGCAUAACAUACCCGUAAUUGUGGGAGGAGGAGGGCCGGCAGGAUCAUUCCACCACCCUCGUGCUGCAACAGGCAAACUCACGCCCAUGCAGAUUCGUUGCAAGUACGGUCAGUUGGGUCCGAGUAAAGGCCAGUUCAAUUCACCUCAUGGCUUUUGCCUCGGAGCGGAGGAAGAUAUCAUAGUUGCAGACACUAAUAAUCACCGCAUUCAGGUGUUCGAGAAGACAGGAACAUUCAAGUUUCAGUUUGGUAUUCCUGGCAAGGAAGAAGGUCAGUUAUGGUAUCCACGAAAAGUUGCAGUCAUGCGUAAUACUGGCAAAUUUGUUGUUUGUGAUCGUGGGAAUGAACGUUCUCGCAUGCAGAUUUUUACGAAGAAUGGCCAUUUCAUUAAAAAAAUUGCUAUCAGGUAUAUAGACAUAGUAGCUGGGCUUGCAGUCACAUCUCAAGGUCACAUUGUGGCUGUCGAUAGUGUGUCACCAACAGUAUUUGUAAUUUCGGAGGGUGGCGAUCUGCUACGUUGGUUUGACUGUAGCGAUUACAUGCGGGAACCCUCAGAUAUUGCAAUAAGUGGCAAGGAGUAUUUUGUCUGCGACUUCAAAGGCCAUUGUGUAGUUGUGUUCAACGAAGAAGGACAGUUCUUGCGCCGCAUUGGGUGUGAGAGUAUCACCAACUUCCCAAAUGGGAUUGACAUAUCAGAUGCUGGAGAUGUUUUGGUGGGUGAUUCGCAUGGGAAUCGCUUUCACGUAGCGGUGUUUUCCAGAGAUGGAUCUCUUCUUUCAGAGUUUGAGUGCCCCUAUGUCAAGGUGUCCCGUUGCUGUGGCCUAAAAAUCACAUCUGAAGGUUAUGUGGUAACUUUAGCGAAGAAUAAUCAUCAUGUUUUGGUCCUGAAUACACUUUAUAUCAUGUAGAUAAUGUCUGAAGAUAAUGAAGAAAUGCUAAAGAGAAAAAGACAUGCUGCCAAUAUUGAAUUGAGGAACAAGAUACAUAAAUACGUACUGUAGAUUUAGACACAAAAUAUUAGGGGAACUCCGUUGGGUCACAGGGUUAGGAGCAUGAUUUGGUUGGUGCUUUUUUCCUGUAGCCCCAUAUCACUCCGUCUUGUAAAUCCCAACCCAGUGGAUGUUUUCCAUAGUCUCCAACUUAGUUGAUCUCGCAACCAUAAACUGUACAUAAUUUAUGAUGAUAAUAGUUACUUUUCAUUGAGCAGUCUUGUCAGGACUACAUUAAGAUUUUCAAAUGUGAGUGCUGUAGUCAAAACAGAAUGUUAGUUUAGUUUCAAGAUUACGUUUGCAAAGAAGAGAUGUUUAGUUUAGGCAGAAUGUUCUAUUUUAAAGGUGUGUAAUGUUAAAAAGUGCAUUUAGUAAGUUUAUCCAAAUAACGCAAGUACUAUAGGCAAAAGUAUACAUAUACACUAAUUAUUAUUUUUUAUUCGUUAAAAUAUUUUUUAACUAAAUUAUUAUAAUUAUUAUUAUUAGCAGUAGCAGCAGUUAUAUGGUUCCUAAUAUAAACAAUUCAUGCUUAAAAGGGGAGUUUUUUAUGCAUGUGUAUGAAUGGUUAAAAGUGGCUGUGUGUCUGAGUUUAUGGAUGUUUAUUUUUAAAGUAACUGUAAUGAUUACAAUACUUACUCAGGUCAGUUUUUAUUUUUCAUUAUACUGUUGUAACUAAGUGUGUGAUUGCAAAUUUUAUUUGUUCUGAGAAUAAGGUAAUGAUGUUUUCAUGAUAUUUGUAUGCAACUCAAGUUUGCAGAGGGUAGCGCGAAAACAACCGUGCGUCUUAAAUUGGAAUGUAUGCAUUUUACUGUGCCAUGAUUUAUGUAACUGUUAAUGUAACGUUUGUUUGUUCGUUAAUGUGUGUACUUUUGCUCCCCAUUUUGUGUGAAUGGAAAAUCUCACAUGUGAAAGUGGAAAUGGCUUCCAGCCACUUAGUAAACUAGAUAUUUUACUGUAGAAGACUUAACAGAAACUAUUGCACAUGUUUUGUCUGUCAAUUUCUUUGGGGAAAAGACUUGUCAGUGUCCCCUUUAUGGAAACAAAACUGAAAUUCCUGAGAAGUGUUCCAUGAUUGUGAAGUCCCCCAUGUUGUGUAAUUGGAUCACUGUGCUCUACCGUUUGCACGAGGACAUUUUCAUCGAGUUUUGAGCUUCUUUGUCACUCGUUUUUAAGUGCCUGUAUGGUUAGUGAAACUUGUCAAUCACAUGGCCAAAACCAGGUUUCAUUUCCAGUCACCAAAGAACCGAAAAAUUAACACAAAGAAGUUUUGAGACUUUUGGAACAAUUUCGCUAACACAAAGAGGCAUUCUUUCUGUGUAUACCUGAAUAUUGAGUUUUAAAGAAAAUAGUUAACCUCAUAACUGCCAUGGGUUUUAUUCUUGUCAGUAUUGCUUAUAAUAUGUCUCAUGGAUUCAGUGUCACUAUCUCAAAGUGCUUGCACUCCUCAGAGAAUUUAUCACCCAUGACAGCCAUGGUUCCAAAUCUGGGCAUUUGCACUUUGGGAUCAGUUUGAUGGUUAGAAUAGAUGAUCACAUUCUUCAGCUGGUUACAAAUGGAGUGAAAUGUAAUUAAUACUUCACCAUGUCUUAUCAGUGCUGAAAAAAUGCAGAUGUUAUUCCUCUGUUAUUUCUUGGUGGACUUUGAAAAGAAAAGAAAGAAAAGUUUUUGAUAAAAACAUGCCUGUGAUAAUAGUAUCUUCAGGAUCAGUUGUGACCUUAGUAUCUUGUUAUUUUAUUGUGUGCUGCCUAUAUUUACUAGCGGCAAAACGUUAGAAAGUAAGUUUCACAAAAUAACAAACAUAAUGUUUCUAUAAAAUUUGUAUAAAACAAUUGCCAAAAAAAUCUUAUGCUUAUAUAUCUCUAGGGCAGGUGAUUUAUGUGUACACUGUGACUGCUACUUUUUCUUUCAGGGGGGGAGGGGGAUGUAGGCUACUUAAAGUUGUGUAUGGUGUUAAGAUAAUGUUUUCUGAACUUGGAGUUUGGGAAGAGAGGGCAAAAUUGUGUCAUUGAAGUUUUCUGGUACUGUGAAUUUUAAUUUGGACGAUACUGGAGUAUUAAUAAGUCAUAAUACAUAUGUCGGUAUAUAUUUUUGUUAAUUGCCUUAAGUGAUGCAACAAAAUUUUACACACACACAUACAUUCUCUCUUAUUAUAUACAUAUAUAAACCUGCUCAGAUUAAAAACUUAUACAUGUUUUGAGUAUAUAAAUAUAUUUACACAACUUUUUGACCUUAAGCGUUAGGCAUCUCCCCUGCACUUUGCCACGAUCUUGUAUAAAUCCCUGAACUAUUUAGUGGCUUAGGAGGGAUGCCUAACCUCAAUUUUAACCCCCUUUGAUUUACCUCGAUAGAUAAUAAAAACUACAAAAAUAUUAUAUAUUUGUGGUAAAUGUGAUAGAAUUUUUGAUGAUUUUUACAAAUCACACAAGUCUUUUUCAAUGUGUACAAAAAUACAGUUGUUUUUCUAGAUAGCUACUCUGUAAAGAAGUCAUCUUUUCACCCUAUGCAUUACACAAACUUAACUUACAAAGAUAUCUAAAGGAUACAAUAAUUAAAUGUUGAUCAGUUGAGAAAUAUUGAAUUCGGAUGCUAUAGUGCAUAAGGAAUAAGUAUCAACAUAUAACUUUUUAUUAUUAUUCCCACCAAAAUUCACUAGCAAUAAGUGUUGUUAGUUUUGUCAGUAUUGAAGAAAAAAGUUAAAAUGUCUCUAAUAUUUAUAUGAAAUCUUGUCAUGUAUCAUUCCAUCCAUAGUGGAACUGGGUACAAUUUGAAAUGCAUUGCCAGGGAAAUCAGUUCCGCGUUAGUGUUGUGACUGAGAAUUGAAAUGGUUUCCCUGUCAGUACAGACUUUUGUUAUCCAUUGUCUCUGGUUCCAGAAUCAUCACUUUUUACAGUGAAAAGCACAAAGGGCUUGCUCCUGAGGUAUUUAUAAGGCUGUAUUUAAGUGGUGGUGAAUUUUUCAAAAAGCAGUUUAAUAUGAGAUAGUUCAUACCUCUGCCCUGUGUGCUUUUCUUGGUCUUGGCCAUUUGCAUCUGAUCCGUCUUCCCUUUUCCUGUUGCCAGCUAAAAUUGAAAAGUGGGUGAUUCGAAAUAAUACUCAUGUAUUUGAAAUUUAAGUUGUGUCGUGGUGAAGCAUCUGUAAUUAAUCACAGGUGUUUUAGAUAUAGAAGUAUUGAAUUUUUAAAACUAUAAAAGGGAUGUCUUUGUUUCAAUGCAUUUCACACAAUUUGAUUAGAUUACAACGUAGAACACUUCUGAACGAACGGUUACAUCUGCAAAUGGCCAUCAGUCUCUUCCCUUAAUUUAGUACGCUUAAAAACACACAUACACACACACACACACACAAGGUGGAAUUCAUACUGCCUUGGAGUUCCACAUUGCCAGUUGCUAUUGCAUAAGGUGUGUGGAGAUGGGUGAGCAAAGCAAAUACAGGGUGCAGAAAUUGCACUCCUUGAUAACAUGGAAAAGCUACAAGGUUUUUAGCAUUGUGGUUGUUAUGUACAACCAAAUGAUUUGUCUUCCUAGUUGCUGAAAAAAUAUGUAGCUUGUUCAUUUGUUAUUAAUCACUUAAUGUGUUAAUGUCGAGGUUUUAUCUCAAUACAAGCCUUUUUUUUUUACUGUAGAGUAGAGUUUAAAAUCUUUUUGUUUCCUUGAGUUUGUAGUUAACCAGCAAAUUGAAGAAUAUUAUUUUCAUUUUGCAGUUUUCAGUGUUUUAUCUGUAUUAUUGUUUUAUAAGAAUGCUUUUAUUAUUCAACUUUUUUCAUAUACAUAUUAUUUAAUAUUUUAUCAUUUUUAUUUUAUGCAAUUGUGUUCUUUAAACAAAAUGGCUGUUCAAAAUAAACUCAAGGGAAACAGGAAACCACUAAAUAUCUUAGCACUGUCAUUGUAAGAUUUAACGAAUUUCAGAAUACACAUACAGAUAUUUGAAAGUGCUAUUGCUAAAAUGAUGUGAAAUUAACUCACAUUGUAAGAUAUUCUCAUGUUUAUUGGGUUUACCUUAUGGUACAAGAUUCUGAAUUUAAUGGUUUCUUCAUUCCCUGUUGAGUAUAUUCAAAUAAAUGUGAGUGGCAGUCGUGCUGUUACGUCACUUAAAAAAUAUAUUAAACCUAUAAAAAUUUAAAGGUGUAUUUUAUGGGAUUGAUCUAUUAUUUUUGUUGUUCGAUAAUAAUUCUUUACAGCUGCUUAGAAAUUAAAAAUUGUAAUAAGUAGGUGGUAAGUCAUUAAGCUCUUCGUAUUGCAAGUGAUGAUAACUCAUGUUUGCUGUUGACACUUGAAAUAGUGAGCUUUAAGCAUGCCUGCCAACUGAAAUGUAAAAACUAGUGGUAGACUGUGUACCAUAACACCAUCCAGGUGGUGAGAUGUGACGUGAUAAACGUUCAUAGUCCUGGGUUAGCUCAAACAAUAGCUAAUAUCUAACAGCAGAUGAUAAAACACCUUAGUGCUUUGUCAAACUGAUGAAUGCAUGCUGUUUGAAGUACAGAUAAUUUAUGUAUUGUACUCAAGUUUCUGCUAUCUGCUUGAUAUUGUUAAUUCACCACUUCUUUUUUAUAUAUAUAUAUAUAUUGUGCCAUAAUGGUGGUGGUAGUUUAAAUCCUGUGGAACAACAUUUCAGUUGGCAGUACAAACAAUCAAUACUAGACCACAGAAACUUUUAAGAAAUGGUUGUGAGAUACUUUCUUCCUUUGUUUUCUGUAAUUUUUGUUUGCCCAAUUUGGAGAGUUCUGUCAUUUCAGUGCAGAUGUGCAAUAAUCCCUUGACAGAAUAGGUUAGAUUUAUUAUAUAAAAUGUGAAAAUAAACCUUAGUAACAAAAAAAAAUUUCCUUGUGUUAUAUAUACUUAUGUAUACAUAUUACCAAAAAAUGUUACUUUAAAUGUUAGAUAUUGCAUUCCAAGCCUUGUGAAACAUUACUGUACUCAGCAUGUUUUUGUUUUUUAGUGUGUAAGAUCCACUUAAGGUGGCAGUUGUGAGGGGUGGAGCUGCACCCUUCAAAACUGAAGUAUAAUACAUAGGUGCCCUGUCAAAGAAUGUGAAAGAUGCAGAAGAAACAAUUGUGUGGUAUUUUGGUGGGGUCCUAAAUGUUGGUGGUUAUUAUUGACUGAACUUGUACUGUAGUUAUGCUGUGUAUUAAUAAUAUUAUUAUUUUUUUUUUCAAUAGAAAAAUUUAUCACUUUUGUUUUUAUUUUUAGUCAGUUCAAGUACAAAUUUUAAAUGUAAAACAUGAAACAGAUUUGCUGGUUAUUGUAGUUAGUUUGGAGUUUUGUAGUUCAUCUUUGUCUCAAAAUAUUACUGUUUUGUCCUUUUAUUUUAUUGCUCAUUUAUUUGAGCCCCCCAGAAGUUAUAAUAAGCCUUGUCAUGAAACAGAACACUGUACUAGAUCCAUUUCUUAUGUAUUACAAAUAUAAAAGUGGUUUGAUGUUUGGGCCUAGAACUUUUAGUAACAACAAUACAUACUGCAUUUUGUUUAGGUCUGGCCAUCAGAAAUUUCUGUAAAUGUUUUUUGAAUUCAGCCCAUAGACUGCAGUGCCUUUUAAGAUGAUGGAGUCUGUGACUUGGCAUACUUCAUAAAUGGUGGGCUCGUGUAUUUUAGUUUAAUUUUGUGCCACAUCAUAGCUUGUUCUCCCAUUUGUAUGAAGUCAAAUUAUUAACAUAUCACUUUCAUCAAUACCCCAUAUGUACAGAUUUCUUGUUUUAUAUUAAUUUGAAAGUCUACAAAGUUGCAACAAUGUAUUGCAAAUCAGAAAGAGGCCUCUUAAAACAUUUUUGUCUGUUGACACACCGAAUUAUUUAAAACAUAUAUUGUUUUCAUUUAUCGUUAUUACACUAAAAUAUUAAAUAAAUAUGUUUUAGUGUGUUGUAAUCUUUGUAAUACUGAACAAAUUAUAAGUAUAUACAUUUACAUAAGAUAUUGAAUAAAUAGCAUUGUUUCCAGGUUCUGUAUAAAUACUGUGGAAACAAAAUUUUGUCAUUCAGUAUAUCUCUUAAAGACAAUAGUCCUUCAUUUUUAUAUUGCCGUUUAAGUAUGUGUCACAGUUUGCAUUGCUUAUUUCAUGAAUUUCAGCUGUUCUGAUUGCAGAUAUUCUUAACCAGCACUCAGAACUGAUGGCCAGUGAUUAGUCAUGAGGGCCAAUUAUGUUUUCAUUUUCUUUUAGUUACAGAAGAGGUUGGUAGGAUUUCAGAGAAUAAAAUUACUCCAAUUUUUCAUAGUCAAUUUAGUAUUUGUCUUGCAUAUUUCAAACUAAACUUAUCUUCCAAAGGAAAUUUCCCAGAGCUAGUCGAUUAUUGUUUGAUCAAAUGUUUACCGAAAAGUUUUUCUUUAUUAAACAAGUGUAUCUUCGCCUUUUUAUUAUUUGAAUCCACAAAUUGUUUAUGUACUUGUCACUAUUGACAAAAUAUGGUUUACUUUUUUAUAAAUAUGAUACACCUGUAAACAUAAUAGAACAUUAUACAAAACACAAGUAAUAAUAAUAAUAUUACUGUAAAAAAUAAUAAAAUUAUAGUAUCUGCAGUUGUCUUAUACAAAGGUGGUAAAUGUAAAUUGUACAGGAAAAUACUGCAUAAAGUAUGUUAAAAUUUAAUUUUAGAUCUGAUGUUAAUAGGGCUUAAUGCUAAAACAAAAAUUGCCAUGGAUGUACUGCUCCUAUAAAUAUUUUCAGUUUGUGUAAAAGUAAUGAGAGACUUUGGCCCCACAAGUGAUUUUAUUCAUUAUUCAGGGUUCCUGUUAAAAAUGUUCAGCAUUCAUUCUUACUAUUUUUGGAAACUGUUAAGUAUCUUUGAAUUUACCUGAGAGUGAUUACUUUGUAUGAUGUUCUUUGUUUUAUGAAAUAAAUAGUCACUUAAA
Messenger RNA from Zootermopsis nevadensis, 10008 nucleotides. It is a transcript of the gene mei-P26, whose product is annotated as E3 ubiquitin-protein ligase meiotic P26. Gene Ontology annotation, cellular component: nucleoplasm. Gene Ontology annotation, molecular function: zinc ion binding; ubiquitin protein ligase activity; protein binding. The record is from RefSeq and is a predicted model, not a curated record. NCBI's taxonomy places the organism in Eukaryota, Metazoa, Arthropoda, Insecta, Blattodea, Termopsidae.